Molecule: messenger RNA, 429 nt
Organism: Staurois parvus
Lineage: Eukaryota; Metazoa; Chordata; Amphibia; Anura; Ranidae
Source: the annotation of a GenBank genome assembly
GGCACUGACUGGCAUCACUGCUGGGCACUGACUGGCAGCACUGACCGGCACAACCCCUGGUCACUGACUGGUGGCGCUGACUGGCAGCACUGCUGGGCUGCACUGGUGGGUGGCACUGGUGGGCAGCACUGGUGGGUGGGCACAGGUGGGUGGCACUGCUGGGCACAGGUAGGUGGCACUUCUGGGCACAGGUGUGUGACACUGCAGAGUGGCACAGGUGGGUGCAUUGCUGGGCACGGGUGGGUGCACUGCUGGGCACAGGUGGGCGGAAAUUGCGGGUGGCACUGCUGGGCACCGAUCAUCAGGGCACUGAGCAUCAGUGCCCUGAUGAUCGGUGCCGAUCCCCGCUCUGACAACUGCCGGUUCUCGGCAGUACUUUCCUCACGAUCUGACAGCGUGAGGAAAGUGCAGCCGAGAACCGGCACUUGC